Molecule: messenger RNA, 1816 nt
Organism: Rhododendron vialii
Lineage: Eukaryota; Viridiplantae; Streptophyta; Magnoliopsida; Ericales; Ericaceae
Product: ribosome biogenesis protein WDR12 homolog
Exons: 14
Coding region: 127-1443 (438 amino acids)
Biological process (GO): ribosome biogenesis
Cellular component (GO): preribosome, large subunit precursor
Molecular function (GO): protein binding
Source: RefSeq, a predicted model, not a curated record
GUUAGCCCUAGCUUCCCUCCUCUCUCUCUCUCUCUCUCUCGGACGUUGGUCGUUUUCUUCCUCUUCUGCUCCUGGGCUUGACCAAGCAACUAAAAUCUCUCUCUCUCUCUCUCUCUCUCUCUGGCGAUGGAUUUUGACGGAGAUGGAGAAGAGUUCUCGAGGCGGGUCCAAGUUCGCUUCAUCACGAAGCUACAGCCUCCUUUCAAGGUUCCAAGCACUUCCAUUGCUAUCCCGUCUAAUCUCACUCGCAUGGGCCUCUCGGCCAUCGUCAACAGCCUUCUUCUAGCUGGAAAUGCUGAUUGGAAAGCUGAACCAUUUGAUUUUCUGAUCAAUGGAGAGCUAGUUCGGAUGUCCCUUGAAGAAUUUCUACUUGCCAAGGGCAUUUCGGCGGAGAAAAUUUUAGAAAUUGAAUAUGUAAAAGCUGUGGCCCCACGGAGAGAAGAAGACCCAUCGUUACAUGAUGACUGGGUCAGUGCUGUCGAUGGCUCAAAUCCUGGGUUCAUUCUGACUGGGUGUUAUGAUGGUCUAGGAAGGAUAUGGAAAUCUGCCGGAUUGUGUUCACAUGUAUUGGAGGGACAUGAUGCGGCGGUUACUUCUGUUAGUAUCAUCAAGCCAAAAGGCCUGGAAGGUAGUACAGAUAUACGCGUAGCCACUGCUUCUAAAGAUAAGACAGUAAGACUGUGGAAGGUAGAUGUAGAGGGGUACUCAGAUCAUUCUACAAAAGUUAGAGCUUAUAAAAUUCUGCCUGGCCAUAGUGCAUCUGUACAGAGUGUUGCAGCGCAGCCUUCGGGAGAUAUGGUGUGUUCAGGUUCUUGGGACUGUCAGAUCAAUUUGUGGCAGACAAAUGAACUUGAUAAAGGAGGUGAUCUGGUGUCAAUUAAGAAGAGAAAAAAGGGUAACGGAGAUGAGGAAACUCAAUUGCAGGGAGAGUCCGUGUCUACACUUGUGGGUCACACACAAUGUGUAUCUUCCGUGGUUUGGCCGCAUAAUGACACAAUUUAUUCUGCAUCAUGGGAUCACUCUAUUAGAAGAUGGGAUGUUGAGAUGGGCAAAGAUUCGCUGAACAUGUUUUGCGGGAAAGUCAUCAACUGCCUUGAUGUCGGAGGCGAAAGUUCUUCCCUCAUUGCUGCUGGCGGCUCUGAUCCUAUCUUAAGGAUAUGGGAUCCUCGCAAACCAGGAUCUUUGGCUCCUAUCUUUCAGUUUUCAUCUCACACUUCCUGGAUAUCAGCUUGCAAGUGGCACGAUAAGUCCUGGUUUCAUUUGGUUUCUGCUUCCUAUGACGGAAAAGUUAUGUUGUGGGAUCUAAGGACUGCGUGGCCUCUGGCAGUCAUUGAAUCACACAAGGACAAGGUGUUAUGUGCCGACUGGUGGAGAGGUGACAGUGUGGUCAGCGGCGGGGCCGACUCGAAGCUCCUCAUUUCGUCUGAUAUUUCUGUGCAAUGAUGUGGAGAUAUAAUGUAAGAAAUUCUAAAGUAAUGAAGUGCGCGCCACAAUUGAUCACCAAAAUGUAAGACAGUUAACUUUUUCUGAAGAUGGUUGACAUUGGUGAUCAUGUUUCCGCUAUUUGUUUUCAUGAUAAAUGAGGGCGAGGCACGAGGACAUUGACUUCCUUUCGUCGGAGCAUCCAUAUUUUUAGCCAGUUUUGUUCAAUGCGCUUCUAGUUAGUAAAUCAGUAGCCUUUUUUUGUAAUUCUCCUCCUGUUGAGUGUUGAUGAGUCUUGUUAUGUACUUUCUUGAUAUCCGGGUGCAAAUUGUUACUAAUGUUUAUUGCAUUCAGUAUUAGCCAAUGCUAGAAUUUGAUGUCUCGUGAUGUGAAA